This is a messenger RNA of Stegastes partitus (bicolor damselfish), 1206 nucleotides long. RefSeq names its product inhibin subunit beta Ab (gene inhbab). Gene Ontology annotation, molecular function: growth factor activity; cytokine activity. Gene Ontology annotation, cellular component: extracellular region. Lineage: Eukaryota; Metazoa; Chordata; Actinopteri; Pomacentridae. The transcript is spliced from 2 exons. The record is from RefSeq and is a predicted model, not a curated record. The coding region runs from base 1 to 1206 and encodes 401 amino acids.
AUGUGUUCUCCAUUAGCUGUGUUCUUCUCUGUGGCCGUGUGUCUUCUUGUCGACGCCUCUCCGACCGUCUCUCCAGCGGUGAAGGUGGAUGUGGCGUCCCGGCUCCAGGAGGGGGCGCCGUCCUCUGACUGUCCGUCCUGCUCUCUGUCUCAAAUGAGGAAGAACUCGUCUUCAUCUGUAGGUCAGAGCGACAUGGUGGAGGCCGUCAAGCGCCACAUCCUCAACAUGCUGCACCUGAGCGCCAGACCCAACCUGACGCAUCCGGUCCCUCGCGCCGCGCUGCUGAACGCCAUCAAGAAGCUGCACGUGGGCCGAGUGGCUGAAGACGGCAGCGUGGAGAUCCAGGAGGAGAGCCGGGACUCUGCGGACUCAACGCCACAUGAACCGCCAUCUGAAAUAAUCACCUUUGGAGAGCCAGGAGACUCUCCGAACACGAUGACCUUUGACAUGUUGAAGGAAGGAGGCUCGUCUGUGGUGGAACAGGCCAACGUUUGGAUCUUCCUGAAGAUGUCGAAGGUUAACAGAGCGAAAGGCAAAGUGAUGCUGCGGCUGCAGCAGCUUCAUCAUGGUGAGGACGGUAACGAGGAAGAAGAGUGUGUUUCAGAGAAGAUGGUGGACACCCGUCGCAGCGGUUGGCACACCCUCGCAGUUCCUCGCAGCGUUCAGACUCUGCUGGACGGCGGCGGCAGCUCGCUCAGCCUGCGGGUUUCCUGUCCACUGUGUGCUGAAGCCGGAGCGUCGCCCGUUCUGACGUCUGCUGACGGCGAACCGGCCUCAGGACGAGACCAGUCUCACCGUCCGUUCCUCAUGGUGGUGCUACGAGCUCCAGAAGAGGCUCAGCGGCGAGUCAAACGAGGUCUGGAGUGUGAUGGGAAAAUCCACAUUUGCUGCAAACGGCAGUUUUACGUGAACUUCAAAGACAUCGGCUGGGGUGACUGGAUUAUCGCUCCGUCUGGUUACCAUGCCAACUACUGCGAGGGCGAAUGUCCGAACCACAUGGCGAACAUCGGCAGCUCGUCUCUCUCUUUCCACUCGACCGUCAUCAAUCAUUACCGCAUGAGAGGCUACAGCCCGUUUCAAAACAUCAAGUCGUGCUGCGUGCCGACGAGGCUGCGAGCCAUGUCCAUGCUCUACUACAACGAGGAGCAGAAGAUCAUCAAGAAGGACAUCCAGAACAUGAUCGUGGAGGAGUGUGGCUGCUCGUAA